Capronia epimyces CBS 606.96 is the source of this 747-nucleotide messenger RNA. RefSeq lists its product as uncharacterized. Gene Ontology annotation, biological process: ribosomal large subunit assembly; nuclear-transcribed mRNA catabolic process; ribosomal large subunit biogenesis. Gene Ontology annotation, molecular function: RNA binding. The transcript has a single exon. Gene Ontology annotation, cellular component: preribosome, large subunit precursor; nucleolus. NCBI's taxonomy places the organism in Eukaryota, Fungi, Ascomycota, Eurotiomycetes, Chaetothyriales, Herpotrichiellaceae. The record is from RefSeq and is a predicted model, not a curated record. The coding region runs from base 1 to 747 and encodes 248 amino acids.
AUGCCUCCCUCCAAGCGCAACCGCGUGAUCCCGACGUCGAAGACACGCAAGAACCACAAAGAUCUCGUACGUCGGCUUGUGUCCAACGUGCACGAAGCGGCGGAGAAAUACUCGUACAUCUGGGUGUUUGAUGUGCAGAACAUGCGCAACAACUUCCUCAAGCGGGUCAGACAGGAAUUCGACGACUCACGGAUCAUGAUGGGCAAGACCAAGGUUCUCCUGGUUGGCCUGGGACAGACACAAGAGACCGAGUGCGUGCCUGGCGUCAGUGCUCUGCGACCCUACGUCAAAGGCGAGGUCGGGCUGCUCUUCACGGACCGGGAGCCCAAAGAGGUCGAAGAGUACUUUGAGGAUUUCCUCGCAGAGGAUUAUGCUCGCAGUGGCUCGGUGGCAACGAGGGAGAUCAGAAUCCCACCCGGACCCAUCUAUACGAGGUACGGGGUCGAAGGCGGUGAAGACGAUCCUCUGCCCGUUCAGAUCGAGCCUACCUUGCGCAAAUUGGGCAUUCCAACCCGCCUGCACAAGGGCACCAUCGUCCUGGAGGAGCAGCCGGACGGAUCAAUGGAAGAAGAGGAAGGUUACCUUGUCUGCAGAGAGGGAGACACACUAGAUUCCAGACAGACUUCCAUUCUCAAAAUCCUUGGAGUACGUAUGUCGGAAUUCCGAAUUGAAUUGAAGGCUGUGUAUAGCAAGGAGGCGGAGACUGUUCGGGAAGUUGGUGGGAUGGAUGUUGACACUGCAGUUUGA